UUGACAUUACUAAGCAGCGUGAACGCCAUUCUACUGCAAUAGAUUGUGGGUGGCAUGUAAAUUUCAACAAUCGUAAAGGCACUACUGAGAUAAUUUGUACGUCACUUGAAGACAAACACAGUCAUGAAAUAAAUCCCAUCAUUGAUCAAACAGCAUCACACUUUUGCAGAUUGUCAGAAGAAAUGUUCGAAGAUAUAAAGUUUUAUACUUGUCAUACCAUUAGCAUAGGUGCUAAAAUGCAGUAUAAUAUUCUACGUGCGAAAUAUCCUGAUAAGUAUAUUAAUAAAAAGGACGUAUAUAACACUGUUCAACGGUUCAAAUCACCAUCUCUUGAAAACAUAAAAAAUGAUAUUACGGAAACUUUGCAUC
Molecule: messenger RNA, 369 nt
Organism: Racocetra fulgida
Lineage: Eukaryota; Fungi; Glomeromycota; Glomeromycetes; Diversisporales; Gigasporaceae
Source: the annotation of a GenBank genome assembly